Molecule: messenger RNA, 1598 nt
Organism: Annulohypoxylon truncatum
Lineage: Eukaryota; Fungi; Ascomycota; Sordariomycetes; Xylariales; Hypoxylaceae
Product: UROD/MetE-like protein
Exons: 1
Coding region: 295-1497 (400 amino acids)
Molecular function (GO): 5-methyltetrahydropteroyltriglutamate-homocysteine S-methyltransferase activity; zinc ion binding
Source: RefSeq, a predicted model, not a curated record
GUGAAUUGCUUCAUAUUUCGGAUAAUAUGCCUACCUUCAUAUCGAUUUCUCAUAACAAAGGAAACGAACUCCAAUUGUUGCGUAGGUAAUCAUUCGCCAUGGGUCCACAAUGAUGGAAGCAAUGAUAUGGCAGGAUUAGAUGCGGAGUAGGUAGCAUAAUCCAUCGGCAGUAUGUUCCUCUCGGUCCGUGAGUUCCUAGUUAUGGCGAUGGGAGGGGUGUUUCGAAGGAUCAUCGAAAGUUUCAGCAUCAAAACAUAAGGCAACUCUGGAAAACACGAUUUAACGAGAUCGAAAAUGGCGCCCCCUUUCAGAGCUGAUCAUAUUGGAUCGUUGCUAAGGCCCCAGUCACUUCUCGAGGCUCGAAAAUGUCUUUCAUCUCCUUCUCAGAUGUAUUCACUGGAGAUCCCACAAUCAGUCAAGGAUGCGGAGUUGCAAGCAAUUAGAGACGUAGUUCAGGUACAGCUGGUGAAAGGCAUCCGACCCAUCACAGACGGUGAAUAUGCUCGCCAUAUCUACUACGGCGGAUUCUUUGAAAAACUCUCUGGCUUCGAAGCCAGACCGGAUCUCCCGAUUCCGGAUGCAUUCCGGACUGACUUUCCAACAACCACGGGCCUUGCAAGGAUGGGAGCAAAGACCCGGGCCGCAGUUAUGUGCACCGGCAAAAUUGAGUAUAAGGAGUCUCCUUACCUUUCGGAAUGGCUCGAACUCCGCGACAACCUAGCUAAAGAGCUAUGGUCCCAGGCCAAAUUCACCAUUCCGGCACCAAAUUAUCAGCAUAUCCAACUCAAACCCGGGACUGCGUGGACGAAAGAUUCGGGCUAUACUUCAGACCAAGAGUACUUUGAUGACCUCGCCAAAUGCUAUGCUGCUGAACUUCGAACGCUUUACGAUGCUGGUCUCCGCAAUAUCCAAGUUGACGAUCCACAUCUCACAUACUUCUGUUCUUCUCAAUUCCUCGAAGGGUGCAAAAAGGACGGUACAGACACAGAUGAACUCUUGGACCUCUAUACGCGAACCCACAACCAACUUCUGGCAAACAAGCCGGCAGAUUUACAUGCUGGAAUGCACCUUUGCCGAGGUAAUAUGUCUGGGUCUACGCAUUGGGUGUCCGGCUCUUACGAGAAGAUCGCCUACAAACUCUUCAACGAAACCGACUAUCAGACCUACUAUCUCGAGUUUGAUGACCUGGAGCGGGCUGGUGGGUUUGAACCUCUGAGGUUCCUUCCUAAAGGCAAGAAUGUGGUGCUAGGUCUUGUCUCUACUAAGACUCCAGAGCUAGAGGACCCGAGCACAAUGAAAGAAAGGAUCUACGCAGCAGCAUCAGUGAUUGCUAAUGCUCAGGGGGUAAGUAAGGAGGAAGCGAUGGAAUAUCUUGCAAUCAGCCCUCAAUGUGGAUUUAGUAGCAGCAGCUUGGCUGGAGGCGUAGGAAUGACCAUAGAGACGAUGUGGGCAAAACUACAACUGGUUCGAGAUGUAGCACGGGAUAUCUGGGGUUGAUUAUGUCUCUAUCCACAUAGUUACGUGGCGAUUACUUUGAAUUUAUUCAUGGUACAUUAAUACCCGAUGUCAAGAAAAGGAGUGCUCCGUGAUGGAUAUCA